Messenger RNA from Sipha flava (yellow sugarcane aphid), 1101 nucleotides. Its product is annotated as protein ALP1-like. The record is from RefSeq and is a predicted model, not a curated record. The annotation marks the transcript as partial. Lineage: Eukaryota; Metazoa; Arthropoda; Insecta; Hemiptera; Aphididae. The transcript has 5 exons.
UCCAAUUUAAUAAUACAGCAUAAUAUAAUAAAAAAUAAUGUUAAAAGAAGAAGAAAACUUAUUUUAGCAUUAUUAAAAAGACAAAGACAUUACAGGAUAAAUACUACAGUAGAUAAAUGGAUAGAUGCAUACCUUGACCAAGAUUUUCAUGGGCAUUUCCGAAUGACAAGAAAUACAUUUACAAAACUGGUAUCAAUGUUUAAGCAAGAUGCACAAAUGGAAGUAUGUUAUACUGGAGGUUACCAACCUAUGACAAUUGAAAAAAAAUUACUGGUAGCUCUUUGGUACUUGGCUAAAGAAGGAGCUAUGUUCACUGCUGGUGAAUUUUUCAACAUUGCAAAAUCUACUGUUAAAAAAAUUGUUGACCUAGUAGUGAAUACUUUAUGCAGACUUUCUUCAAAAAUAAUCGUUUGGCCUAAAAAAUUAGACUGUGUGGAAAUUUCAAAAGUUUUUAAUGAAAAAUCAAACUUUCCAGGUGUUAUUGGUGCUAUUGAUGGAUGUCAUUUCACUGUAAAACCACCUGCAAAUCAACAAGACAGUUACAUAGAUAGAAAAUUGAAUAAAUCAAUUAUAAUGCAAGGAAUUUGUUCAUCCAAUAAAUUAUUCACAAAUGUAAAUGUAGGGUUUCCUGGUAGGCUUCAUGAUGCUAGAGUGUUUGUUAAUAGUCAAUUAUAUAAAAAGGUCGAUGAAGAAGGACAACAUGCAUUAUUCUACAGUAAUAAUUAUCAUUUGUUAGGCGAUUCAGCGUAUCCUAAUCUUAGCUGGUUGAUUGCCCCCUUUAAAGAUUAUGGAAAUUUAAAUGCCAGAAAAAAACAAUUUAAUUAUAAACAUAGCAAAGCAAGAGUUUGUAUUGAACACGCAUUUGGCUUACUUAAAGGGAGGUGGAGACGUCUGUUAUAUAUUAACACAACAGAUAUGAAGAAAGCAUCAAAAAUUAUACUUGCUUGCUGUGUUCUUCAUAAUUUUUGUAUUUUAAAUGAUGACAAUCUUGAAGUUAUUAUUGAAAAUAUUCUUAAAGUGAAUGAAAAUCAAGAACAUACAAAAAAUAGAGCUGAAAUUAUAACUGGGGAUGUAAAAAGAAAUUCAAUUUUAAAUAUCUAA